UCAGGUAAACUAGAUGAAGAAGAAUCAUGUUUUCUGGCUAAAAACAUAAAUUUCCCAUGAUUAGAAAAUGAUUUCGGAGAUGUUCUUGCUACAUUUUGUAGCUUCAAUUAUAGGUUCUCACACUGGACAUGUCUCAGCUACUGAUUUUGGAAUGUUCUGGCAGAUCACUGAUUUGCACCAUGACCCAAAGUACAGUAUCCAUGGUAACAGGUAUAACAACUGCCACCAGCAGGGUGUAUCAGCUGAUGGAACAAAGCCUGAAGAUUGGCCCGGGAUGUUUGGUGACCCAAGAUGUGAAGCACCGUGGUCCUUGGUAGAGUCCACCAUUGCAGCCAUGAAAGAAAUUCAUCCAAGCCCAGAUUUUGUUUUGUGGACUGGGGGGAUGGGACCUGUGACCUACCAAGUUGCUCAAAGUCAAUUGACUGCAGACAUCAAAGCAGCUACCGACCUACUUACCGUAACAUUCAAUGAAACCUACGUCAUCCCUGUCCUAGGCAACGAUGAUAUUGCUCCUUCAAGCCAAAUGCCUCCAUUAGAUGGAGCAUACUACCAAGACAUCUUGAAAAAUGGUGGCUGGGGCAAGAUACUCCCAUCAGAUGCCCAGACGACUUUUGGAAAAGGUGGUUACUACAGUUUGAUGAUCAAGCCUGGCCUCUCCUUAGUUGUCCUCAAUACUAAUCUCUACUACACAUUGAAUCACUUAACCAAGCAGAUGAGAGAUCCAGCGGGGAUGUUGGCUUGGUUGAGGCAAUAUUUAGAACAACAGAGACACAUCAAGCAUAAGGUGAUUCUUGCCGGCCAUGUUCCUCCAGGAGCUCACGAGGGCACAGCCAACACCUUCCAUAUGUAUCCACAGUUCAACCAGGAUUAUGUGGACAUCGUGAGAUCGUAUUCUGAUGUAAUAGGAGCACAGAUAUUUGCACAUGAACGCAAUGAUACUCUAAGAUUAUUUCUUGGACUAGAUGGUAAACCAAUAAAUGUAGGAAUCCUAGCUCCUUCAGUAAGUCCAUACGCCUACCCAAAAAACCAGGAGAACACCAAGGCCAACCCGGGAAUACGCCUCGUCAAAUAUGAUCGGGACAAUGGAAACAUCUUGGAUAUCUUUCAAUACUACUUAGACCUCAACACAGCAAACAAAGCCAAGAAAGCAGACUGGAAGUUGGAGUACCAGUUUACAAAAGCGAUGGUGGUGAAAGACUUAAAGCCAGUGUCAAUGCAUGAACUCUUGAUAAGACUGUCCAAAGACAUUGGGUUAGAAUCUUUCCAUAAGUUGUACUCAUGGAACCGAAUUUCUUCGAAGCAAGAUACAAGUUGUGUGGGAGUUUGUCGUAAAGUUUACCUGUGUGCUGUGAAACACUUAGAUAUUGCUAGUUAUGAUGUAUGUAUGGGGGACAUGUCCCCGCGGAAUGAGACGAGUACCCCGGCGACUGGGACGGAUGCGCCAACCCAUCCCAUUACGAACUCAUCUGAUAGUGAACCCUUUUACCCAUCCCAUCCAUACCACCAAGGCACCAUACCGAAGAGUGUCAUCUAUCUUGUCAUGGCCAUCGGCUUAAUGUUACUUGUUGCCUUUCUCGCUGUCACCGUUUAUUUACACAAGAGGCGAAAACUUUACCCUAAGGUUUCAUAUCAUAGAAUUCCAAAGUAUGAUUACGAUUAAGAUACCUAUCCCCUAAAUGUCAUAUCAUAGAGUGAAAUGUUGUUAUAAGUGAGGAAUUUAUUGACGAACAUAAGAGUUUCUUUAAAAUGAACUGUGAUAUUGCAUAUAUGUACAAAAUAUUCACUUCAACUCCUUUUGUAAAUAGUUACAAAUAAUAUUUAUUUCUUUUAUGUGGUUCAAGUAAAGGUUAGGUUUUUAUGGACCUAUCCAGCUAUUUAUAUAAAAGGGCAUGCAUGUAUACUGAAACAAGAAAGACUUUGUUGCUACUAUAGUUUGCGGUUUUGUAAAUUUGCAUCUUUGGUGAAGUAUUAAUCACUGUAUAUCAGUUGAAUAUUAGUUUUACUUGUCGCUAAUUUCUUCAUUCUUGGAGAAUUGUCAUAAAAUUUGGUGUUUAUUUAUGUUGCCUGUUAUGUUUAACUUUCAGUACUCGCAUUUUGAAUGCUUUGUUUUAAUGUACCUUUUAAAGGUCUUUAAAGCUCUAUUUAUUAUCACUUACUGUUUACUUUGCAUUUCGGUCAAAUUGUAUUAUCAAGUCUGGUUUGAGGAUCUAGAUUAUAACUGUCCUAAGACUAAAGUUUAUCGGUGUAACCAGGACAUUUGUUGUAUAUUCAGCCAUUUUUCAAAUUUUCACAAAAACAACUGAUAAAUGUUGAGAAUUUUUCUUGAAAUCAAUGAUAUCAGCAGUUCAUUAGAAGCAGAAUUCAUUACCCUAUACCUCCUGAUCUGCUUCAAGUAGCAUUCUGUACAUGAUCAGUCAUUCUAGAAAUGAACCCCACUCAGCUGAUGGCAGAGCACCGUGCAUCCUGAACUUGAGCACAACACUCCCCUUUAUGACAAAGACUGCAAGAAGUGCAGCAUACGACUGACUCUGGUAUUCAAACAUAUGCCUUGUUUACAUAAUUAAGUAACAUUUAUAUUCAUUGAAAGUAAAUUGAUGUACAUGUAGAUGUAAUAUCCUUUUGUAUCCUGCAGCUUAUGAAUAAUAGGCUGCACCUGUAUUGGAUGAAUGACCAGAACAUGACCUUGUCCAACUUUCAAAUAUACCUUGGCGACCUCUCCAGGGUCAAGUAUAUCGUUUCAAUUUUUCAAAUAUAACAUAAAUAUUACUUUGGAUAAAAUGCUGGUACUAAUGACUAAUCAUUAUUGUUAAAGUCACCAUGAAACAUAUCAUUGUAUAUACUGUCUAGACGCUAUCUAGCAGAUUAAUGUUCAUGAUCUUGCUGAAAUAUUUCUAUUUCACUUCAUCAUAGUUAUAGAAUUAUAGGAAUACUACUGCCAAUGCCAUGUCACUUAUACCCACCUGAUAUUAUCAUCAUUAAAGUAUAAUUGUAGAAAUAAA
Molecule: messenger RNA, 2999 nt
Organism: Lineus longissimus
Lineage: Eukaryota; Metazoa; Nemertea; Pilidiophora; Heteronemertea; Lineidae
Product: acid sphingomyelinase-like phosphodiesterase 3b
Exons: 6
Coding region: 68-1660 (530 amino acids)
Molecular function (GO): phosphoric diester hydrolase activity
Source: RefSeq, a predicted model, not a curated record